Messenger RNA from Alternaria atra, 3546 nucleotides. RefSeq lists its product as uncharacterized. Gene Ontology annotation, biological process: mRNA processing; intrinsic apoptotic signaling pathway in response to endoplasmic reticulum stress; protein phosphorylation. Gene Ontology annotation, molecular function: ATP binding; protein serine/threonine kinase activity; RNA endonuclease activity. The coding region runs from base 1 to 3546 and encodes 1181 amino acids. Gene Ontology annotation, cellular component: IRE1-TRAF2-ASK1 complex. NCBI's taxonomy places the organism in Eukaryota, Fungi, Ascomycota, Dothideomycetes, Pleosporales, Pleosporaceae. The record is from RefSeq and is a predicted model, not a curated record. The transcript has 2 exons.
AUGCCGCGUCCGCGUCGGCCGCCCGGUGCCGGCUCGACGCUCACCACGCUCGCCUUUCUCAUUAUUACCCUUGUGGCAGCUCAGCAGCAGCACCCACUCGACCACCAUGUCCGCAACACGUCUCCCCACGCCGAGGUGCACGUGGAGCCUGCACACAUGAUCCCACCCCACCACGGACAGCCCAGCCUCAAAGACACUGUAGGGGACGCCCACAGACGUCAUCUCUACACGCCCUUGAACGACCAGAAUGUGCGCGCCGUAGCUACCAAAGUUCCUUCUGCUCCAGCCAUUAGUGCUGUCAGAGCCCAUCCUGCCAGAUACGCUGCCUCGGGAGGCCUCAUCCCCAGUGCGCGUUCUCUGCAGGAUUGGGAAGUUGAGGACUUUGUUCUUUUGGCGACCGUCGAUGGCCACAUACACGCACGCGACCGAUAUAACGGAGAAGAGAUCUGGGAGCUGAGCGGACGGCCCAUGUUGGAGACCAUCUACAACGUCUCCGAGGACAAGAUCGGCCCCCAGCAUCAGCCCUUUGUAUGGAUUGUCGAGCCUAGGGAGGACGGAGCUCUCUAUCUCCUCACCCCAGGCCCACACCCGCAACUCCAGCACCUGGGUGUCACGGUCAAGCAGUUAGCGGAAAGUGCCCCCUACUCCAGCGACGACCCGGAACUCCCGGUUGUCUACAAUGUGGAAAAGAAGACAUUCAUGCUUCUCGUCGAUGCUGCCUCGGGCAUUGUCAAGCAGAGCUUCACUCCGGGCGGCAACUUCCCCUACGACGACAGUUGCGCCCCCGACUCGAAGAACUUCUUCAGCACCCGGGAACGCGAUUGUCGUGGUAUCAUCGACAUCGGACAGACCCAGUACACCAUCACCAUCCAUAACAAGAAGACGAACGAGCACAUCUGCACGCUGAAGUAUGCAGAGUGGAACCCAAACAGCCGAGACAAGGAUCUGCAGUCCCAGUAUGACCAGACUCUUGAUAAGCAGUACAUCUAUACCAUGUACAACGGCGAAGUCAUCGCCUUCGACUACAAGCGACCGAGAUCGCACCAGCGUCCUCUCUACAGACAACGCCUGCCCUACCCAGUAGCACGUGUCUUCGACGUCGCUCGACCUCUGAACGACCAAUCAAAUGAGCCACCGCUCGUUUUACUCCCACAACCAGCCGGCCCCAUCUUCUCGGAAGACAAAGCCAACCACGUCCUGCUCAACACGACCGAAUCGGGGGCUUGGUACGCUCUAUCAGAAGUCAAUUACCCGGCAGUGACCGACGGUGCACCAGAUGCAACUUGUUACAAGCAGAACCAAGUAUCAUACGAGUGGGACUCGGCCUACGUAUUGCCGGAUAGGAGCAGUCUCAUCGGUGUUCACAGGCUGGACUAUAGGAUCCCUAGUCAGCAGGCACAGUUGCCGGGCAUCGCCGCCACGACGUAUUAUCCAACCUUGAACGACCAGGUCGUGUCUAAUCCGCCUGAGACAUCGCCUCAUGAGCAACACCAACCGCCAACCAUCGACGCACCACCUCAGACACAGACGGUUAAAGCAAUCAUCACACUUUUUGUCUUUGUUCUUGCCGUUGCUGGCGCCUUGGGAGCUACUAUGAAACCAACAGUACGCGAAUCCUGCUUGAGCUAUCUGAAGAGACUUUUGCGUUCAGGCAAGGCUAAGGUGCCACACACUCUAGUGUCAGCCUCUACCGAGCCGGAGGUCAAGCCUGUAGAAGAGGAGACUCUGCCCCUACCGGCCGACGAGGACGUUGUUUCUCAGAAGACAGUUGCAGAAACUGUAGCAAAGGCUGAUAUCGUCACACCUGUUGCAGAGGAAGUCAAGGAGAAGAAAGUGACUUUCGACGUCCCUGAUGACGAUGACGAUGAACUUGCGCCUCUCUCGAGAACUACAACCGUUGAACGUAGCUCUUCUGUUGAAGACGAAACUGCCCUACCUGGCUCUACACUCAACACGGAGGCUCAGCCGAUGACUAGCAGUAUCGAAGACGUCUCGCAAGAUUCAUCCGCCGCGCCCUCGACUCCCAAGAAGAAGAAAGCACACCGGGGUAGACGUGGCGGGCGCAAACUCAGCAAGAACCAGCAAAAAGAGGAAGACGAGGUCAACCGUAUUGUAGAUGCAGCUAAGCAACUUGAGGUUGGGCCUCGCUUGCAACCCGAUGAGCUUACUGUGAGCGGUGGCGACGUACAGAACAUAUCCGAGAUCAAGCGAAUUGGCAAGUUGACGAUAGAUCAAGAUCGUCUUCUUGGAAACGGAAGUGGAGGAACGUUUGUCUUUGAGGGUAAAUGGAAGGAAGUCAAGGUGGCUGUCAAGCGCAUGCUACCGCAAUACUUCGGACUCGCGGAGCAAGAGGUGAAGCUUCUACAGAACAGCGACCCCCACCCAAACGUCAUCCGAUACUUCGACGACGAGAGAGAUGAAAACUUUCUCUACAUCGCCGUCGAACUCUGCCAAGCCAGUUUGUUUGACCUCUACAAAGACGGUCGUCCAGGAGAGGAGCUAUCCGAAAGCCACCAGCAGCUGGUGAACAAGAUCAGCGGGAAAGCUGCAUCUUGUUUGUACCAACUUGCCGCCGGACUGAACCAUCUUCAUCAUCUUCGCAUCAUCCACCGCGACAUCAAACCCCAAAACAUACUGAUCGCACAACCCUUGAUCACUUCCAAGGAUGAUGUACGGCUGGUGAUAUCUGAUUUCGGUCUCUGUAAGACGCUGCCCGAUAACGUUAGUACCCUUGUCGGAACGACUGGUAACGCAGGCACCGUUGGUUGGAAAGCGCCUGAGCUUAUCUCGCAACCGAAGGAGUUGGCCAACGGCAGCUCUCAGGGCUUUUCUCGCGAUUCAUCCAGCUCGACAGAUCCAGUCGCGCAAGGCGUCAAGCGAGCCGUCGACAUCUUCUCUCUCGGCUGCGUCUUUUACUAUGUCCUCACCGGCGGUUGUCAUCCCUUUGAUGACGAAGAAGGCUGGAUGCAGAUUCGUGAAUACAACAUCAAGAAGGAGAAGUCCAACCUCGAUCGCCUACUUCUCGGUGCUGAUUCGGUGGAACCCCAUCGUCUUAUCCAUUGGAUGCUGCGACCCAGGCCCGAAGACCGCCCCAACGCCUUGCAAGUCAUGAACCAUCCUUUUUUCUGGGAUGACCAGAAACGCCUUGAUUUCUUGUGCGACUGCUCGGAUCAUUGGGAACGUGAACCUAGAGACCCACCAUCGGAUCACCUUGCAGUGCUGGAAGAAUACUCGGAAGACGUACUGGAUCAUAGACGCAACUUUCUCGCCAAACUUGACCAGGGCUUCAUCAACUCGCUCGGCAAACAACGCAAGUACACGGGCGAUAAGAUGUUAGAUUUGUUGAGGGCGCUCAGGAACAAGAAGAACCACUACGAGGAUAUGGAGGAUGCAAUCAAGGCCAAGGUGGGCCCAUUGCCGAGUGGCUAUCUGAGAUAUUGGACGGUCAAGUUUCCGCAGCUGCUUAUGAGCUGUUACGAUGCGGUGUUGCGGUGUGAUCUGGAGCGUGAGCCGCGGUUCAAGAAGUAUUUUGAGAGCAUGAAGUAG